CGUGCCAGUGGUUUUCUUUCAAAGAAAGGCAAACUUUUAAUCCUUGAAAAACGUCGUCGGAAGUCAAGAAAUUGCACAAUUCGCUCCAAAGGCCUAAGUGCCAUGCCAGAAGGGUCCCAUUCUGUUCUCCACCAGGGCCCAAUGGGGGAAGAAUAUCCUCGGUUACCCUCGCCCCUCUCCGCUGGAGACCAUGAACAAAGAAAUGCAGAUUUAGAAUCAGACUGUUACCAUCAACUAUGUGCCGAUCCACUGGAUGGAGAAGGCCAACGUCCAGUAAGUCUCGUGUCCACCUUGUCUUCUGGAUCGUCCCGUGACAGUCACAGCCUUUUUGGGAGCACCGUCACCCUCCCUUCCUCCUGCACACCACCUAUACCGAGCGAGGAGGACAUCGACUUGGAGCUGAGCCCGGCUGAAAGCGCUGUAGAACACACAAGAGAGCAGAGUCCCGGCCUGGCGGGGUUCAGCAGACUAUGGAAGCCGCACCUAAUGCUUAACCAGUGGAAUAACAAUAACGCCACCGCCAACAGGAGAAGUGCACAGAUCCUUCAUAACCCGGCUUCACCUGUCGUCACGGAAACGAUGGCGCCCAACCCGAAACUGACCCACGUGGACCGAGUUGUCAUGGAGAUCAUCGAAACGGAGCGCAUGUAUGUCAAAGAUCUGCGCAGCAUUGUAGAGGACUAUUUGGCUCACAUUAUCGAUACGAGCAACCUGCCCAUGCGCCCAGAGCAAGUGUGUGCUCUGUUUGGAAAUAUUGAGGACAUCUAUGAAUUCAACAGUGAGUUGCUGCAGUCCUUGGACAUGUGUGACAACGACCCUGUGGCCAUCGCCCAAUGCUUUGUCGAGAAGAGUGAAUAUUUUGAGAUCUACACCCAGUAUUGCACCAACUAUCCAAAUUCAGUCGCGGCACUAACUGACUGCAUGAGGAGCAAAACCCUGGCAAAGUUCUUCAAGGAUCGUCAGGCUUUUCUGAAGCGUUCUCUCCCGUUGGGUUCUUUCCUUCUCAAACCCGUGCAGAGGAUCCUAAAAUAUCACCUGCUGCUUCAGGAAAUUGCAAAGCACUUUGGCCCAGACGAGGACGGCUACGAGGUGAUCCAAGAGGCCAUAGACACCAUGACAGGGGUGGCCUGGUACAUCAACGACAUGAAGAGGAAACACGAGCACGCCGUCAGAGUGCAGGAGAUCCAGUCCCUUUUGAUCAACUGGAAGGGUCCUGACCUGACCACUUACGGCGAGCUGGUGCUGGAAGGCACCUUUCAUGUCCUGCGGGCAAAGAACAGUCGGACGCUCUUCCUUUUUGAAAAGAUGCUGCUCAUUACUAAAAGAAGAGGAGAGCACUAUGUCUACAAGACUCAUAUCUCUUGCUCCACCUUGAUGCUACUUGACAGUGCAAAGGAUCCUCUGCUUUUCAGUGUUAUCCACUUCAAGCAUCCCAAGCAGCCCCAUACCGUGCAGGCCAAAUCUGUAGAAGAGAAGCGUCUCUGGGCCCAUCACAUCAAGAGGCUCAUUCUGGAGAACCACAACGCCAUUGUUCCGCCAAAGGCAAAAGAAGCUAUCGUGGACAAUUCGAAUUGUGUUGGGAAGUACCACUGUAGCCCAGAGAGGGUAAAGAGAGCAGAUUCGUACCAGUCGAGUGACAUCCAUCUUGCAGGAUGGAAUGGCCGGAGGAGUUCAGAACCUGCUAAACAAAUCAUAAAAAAUACGAAAGAUGUUUUGAAGCAUGCCGAGAGUGAGAGCGCCCUACUGGGGGACAGGCCUCAGGCUUCCGGUCUAACCGAGGGUGAGAGGCCUGCUGCGGAGGAUGCCACACAGCAGCUAAGUUCCACACCGGCAGAAGUGCCCUCCUCGCCUCAUGAGGGGGGUCCGAAGCUGCCGAUGACAGAACAGCAAAAACAGGAAGAUGAGGAGGGGGACAGUUUCAAGGAGGAUUUACUGAUGGGGGACGACCAGGUAGCCGACUUUGCCAGCUCCGUGUUGGCAGCCAUCUCCUGCUGGCACUAUCAAGCCCGGGCUUUGCUUUCUUCUCACUUCACAACGGAUGAUGAAGCCGGCGAUACCGCUCAGCUGACCGACACGCUGAGAAAGGAGACUCAAGAAACACACAGCCAUGAAGAAAGCCAGAGAGAUGCGGCUGAGACAAAACAGGUCCAUUUGGACGAGCCGCACCCUUCGGACUGCGUCUCUCAAGUAGAAAACAUCCGUCAACAGUCCGAGUCAUCGCUAGAGGCCGUCACUCCGGAGUCGGCUGAGACUUCUAGAGAAACCGGUGAAGAAGCGGAGGGGGAAAGCGACUCGUCUGGUCUUCAAGUGGAGGAAACGAGUGCGCUGAUGAGCGGCGAGCUCUCGGAGGAGGAGGAAGAGGAAGUGGUGGCCGGGAAUAAGAGAAUCCUACCGUGCUCCGUGUUGGCUCAAGCGAGUGUAAUCGCCGAACGCUUCAUCACUGGCUUGCCCAGGCGGAGCAGCCUGGUCUCUGAGGAUCUGGGCUCCCUGGCUUGCUCCUCACCUUUAACACCCAAUGAAGUCUUCAUAAGCCCCUCCACCUGCACGGACUCUGAAGAAAAGUCGCCCACUGUAUCACCUCCUGAGCUGCAGGUGACCCCUGAGACCGUUUGUGAACCCGUCCCCGUUGAGGGGGAACGUCGUUCCACUCUCUCCAAACAGGAUCUCCUCCUGAUCCACAAGAUCAGAAGAUACUAUGAGCAUGCCGAGCACCAAGACGCCAACUUCAGCAUCAAGCGCAGGGAAAGUCUCUCCUACAUUCCAGCAGGUCUGGUCAGGCAGUUGAGUAGGCAGCUUAACAAUAUUCCCGACCAGCACGCCGCCGUCCCAGUCCACAGGAAAGUCCUCUCCCGUUACAGACCUACUUCUUGGUCAGUCUUUGACCUUCCGGGCUUAGAAAAGAACCCAAACGCAGACAUUGAGCAAAAGGCUGAACGACAGAGAUCAGAGGAAGUGAAGGCUCGAUCUCCAAGUGUCACUGAUUCUUCUACCACAGAUGAAGACUUCCGACCUUCAUCGGAGAUGAUCAAAGUCUGGCAAGACAUGGAGUCAGAGGAGGAAGUCCAGCAGACUGGAGAAGAGGAGAAAAAUCCCUUUGAGUGUUUGGACUCCUCAGAAUGUAAACUCCGAAAGCAACCAUCCCUGAUUCUAGAAGAAACAAGUCCCUCGUCCGAAGGUUCAGAUGUUCUACUAAAAGACUCCGCUCGAGACUGCAAGCAGCGUAGAACCUCUAUGACUCAAGGUCUGGUCCAGCUCCCCAGGCUCAUUAGCUUCAGAGCCAGCGUUGACGAAGACCAGAUCUUGCAGGACAUGGGCAAGAUGAAGAACAAAGUGUUCCAACUGGCUCGUCAGUACAGCCAGCGCAUCAAAAAUAACAGACCGAUGGUCUGGCAGAGGAACCGGGAAGCUUCCAGUCAACAAGGAUUCAAGAGCAUGCCUGCUGUCCUUGAGGAGAAGGUCAAGAAAAAAAGUAAACCCAACCUAAGACUGCCCUUGAAUGCUUGUGACCAGAUGGUCAUCCACGAGGUGAAUACACCGAGUCCGGUCCAGACUCCAUCUUCUGCGGCCAGCUCCCGCAGCACGCUGACCGAUCCGCAAAGCCCUCAAUUGGAGAACUUCCACUGGCCUGACGUACAAGAGCUUUGCUCCAAAUACAACCCCAGCCAACCGGAUGCUGAUUCCUCAAACAGCUUGCUGGAAUGUUCUCCGGCCAAGUGCAAUUGCUGCUCUCACACAGACUCUCAUAAAGACCCGACGCAAUGUCCGGCGGCACAACCCGAGACUUGGUACAAGGAGAGGGGAGAUCAAGACUGGCCUCGCCCCCGGUCCAAACUACUGUGCAGGUGGAGCUCGCUGGAGCACAUGCUUGGUUCCCUGCCACUCCAUGAAGUGCAGAACUUGCAGGAACCCGUGCGGACCUGCCGUCCUAGCAGUCUGGCGUCUCUGACCGCCGCGCAAUGCAGCGUCUUCGCAGAAGGAGACCAGCAACUGGAGGACAGCUCACAAUGUCCCGGCAAGUCGGCUGCAACGAGUUCAGCCAAGACGUCAGAAAGUAAUCUGGUGAAAAGUUUACGGGAGAAGUUCCAGAGUUUAAGCACCAGCUCAUCAACGUGUUAACUGUUUAUCUUUACUAAGAGGGAACUUUUGGUCAGUGUUGUGCAGUCCGCAUUGGACGCACCAUUCGGGAAGGGAUGUUAUUGGUCCAUGCAAUGUGGGAAACGAUGUCUUUAAAAAGAAGUUUGUUGCAAUAUUUGUACAUUUGGGACUUUUCCUAACUCAUCGGAUGUAAGUGUGUCAACAGUCCCCUGAUUGGUAUCAUUACUAGAUAAGCUUUUGUUUAGUUGUCACUCAAUGUUGGCAAUUAAACUAUACUAAUUAUUAAAGCAUAACAACAAGCAGAUGUGGGAAGAUUACCUCAACUAAGCUGACCGCACACCAAAGAGUUUCUUUUGUUGGCUAUAAAUGUAAAAAAAAAAAAAACCUUAAAAUGUGACAGCAGUCACUUUGACUGACAGCUGUUUUCAUGCAUCACUGGAGCUUUAUUAUUUUCCUCCAAUUUCUAUUUUUAUUGAGUAAUAUUUAUGAAGCUGUAUUUGGGGGCAAACGUUGGCAUGUAAAUCGCGACUUUAGUGUAUAAACUCCUUUUGAAAGCUUUCUAUUCCAGAAAGACUACUUGAACUUUGCCAUAUUUGCAUUAAAAACAGAAAUAGCGCGUGGCCGCCGGUCACUGAUGUCAUGGACUGAUGCACAUACAGUAUUGUCAUGACGUAUGGAGUACAAAUCUGUCUGAGGAAGUCUUUGAUGAGACUGAGUUCAUGAAUAAACUUUUAUUCUAUCUGUA
Molecule: messenger RNA, 4840 nt
Organism: Syngnathus acus (greater pipefish)
Lineage: Eukaryota; Metazoa; Chordata; Actinopteri; Syngnathiformes; Syngnathidae
Product: pleckstrin homology domain-containing family G member 3
Exons: 19
Molecular function (GO): guanyl-nucleotide exchange factor activity
Source: RefSeq, a predicted model, not a curated record